UGUCGCUAGUGUUGCCUCUCCGCGCAUGCGCACUCCCCACCAGCCAACCAACAAGAAGCCAUCGUCCAUUUUGAAAUUGUGGCUUUGUGACGCGCACUUUUCACAAUAAAUAAUUUAAAAACACUCAAAUUCCUGCAAAAAUAGAGGACACAAUGGCCGAGAAUAACCCUCAAGAAACCGAAUCUUCCAAUCCUCCGCAGCAGCAACAGCAGCCCCGGCCCAUGGGUGGCGGCAUGGGCGGUUUCAGGGGCCGUGGAGGGCCAGGCGGUCGCGGAAUGCCCAGAGGACGCGGCGGUUUUAUGAGGGGAAGAUUUUUUUCCAGGGGUGGACCCGGGGGUCCUCCUGGCCGUGGGGGCCCGAUGAUGCGGGGACGCGGCGGCCCUAGAGGCGCGCCAAGAGGACGCUUCCCCCCAGGACCCGGUGGUCCGCCUGGCGGUCCGGGUGGUGACGCGCAGGGCCCUCGUGGCCCCCCCGGCGGACCGCGUCCUCCGAUGGGUCGUGGCGGUCCUGGCGGUUUCCGUGGUAGAGGCAUGGGUGCCCCUAAAGGGCCCGGCAUGGGCCGUGGUCGUGGGACAGGAAUGGCACCACGUGGUAGAGGAUUUGGUGGUCCGAGGGGAGUUGGAGGCCGUGGGGGUUUCUUGGGUCAGAAACGGACUCCUGGACAAUUCGGUCAAGGGGGACCUGGUCCAAAAAGGCCGAGGUUUGAAAAUGGCAAUCAGAACGGAUUUGGACAAAAUCGGCCGCAGGGAUAUGGCGGUAGUGGUGGUGCGUCUGGUGGUUACCAACAACAGUCGUAUAAUUCACAGUCGUACGGACAGGGCCAAGGGGGCUAUGGCCAACAAGGUGGAAGUGGCGGAUAUGGAAGUGGAUCUGGUGGAGGUGGUUACGGCAAUUCGGGACAAUAUGAUGGUACGAGUUAUGCGACCACAUAUCAGACAGAUUCAGAUAACUACGGAUCUUCAGGGUACAGCAGUGGUGGAGGUGCCGGAGGCGGUGGUUACAGUAGCCAACAAGGUGGCUAUGAAGACAGGAGUGGGGGAUACGCACCUUCCGGGGGUUACGGUUCAACAAACCAGGCUAGACGGUUCUAAAAAAGCCAUCGCGUCUUUGCGUUAGAGUGUUUUUAUCAUUGAAUGUAAAUGUCUCUUAUAUAUAAUUAAGAUUGUGUGAAUGAAUAACUCAAUACAUAUUUUUUAUAUUUUGUAGUACAUGUUUAGUUAAUAAGUUUUUAACACUAUGAUGUUUUUUGGAGAUUAUACUUUUUCUUUCUUUGGGAUCAUUCAUUACUUUUUGAGGAGAAAAAUUUAAACGUCACAGUAGUAAAUUAAAGAUCUCAUCAAAUCGACCGUAAUGCCCUUUUUGAUGUGGAUUAGUGCAAGGGAAAUUUUUGUAGUUUAAUCAAGAAAUUAUGUAUCACUUUAUUUAUUGAUGUGCAUCUAAGCUAGUGUUCGUAGUUUUUCUAUAUGUUUUGAAUUUAAAACAGUCGGACAAACUUUUAAACAAACUCAUUGUCGAGUUUGAACAAUGAACAUAAUUUUUAAAAGAUUACUUGUACAUUAAGAUGAGGCAUUAAAAAUAAAAUAUUUGAUAAGACA
This is a messenger RNA of Tribolium madens (black flour beetle), 1595 nucleotides long. Its product is annotated as glycine-rich cell wall structural protein 2-like. Lineage: Eukaryota; Metazoa; Arthropoda; Insecta; Coleoptera; Tenebrionidae. The record is from RefSeq and is a predicted model, not a curated record. Bases 153 to 1091 code for a protein of 312 amino acids. The transcript has 7 exons.